CCCGCCCAGAACCCCUACUAGCCCGGGGGCUGAGAACAGCCACUCUGCACUCACUCCCGAGAGCCCACGCUGGCCGCCAAGCUCCUGCGGGAGGGAAGGGCCGUGAGCGGCUGACUGCAGAGGACAGUCUCUUCCAGGGCACAGGUUUGGACGACGACAGGGGUGAAGGGUGGGGUGUGUGCAAAAGAAGCCGGGGAAAGGGCCUGGGUCCCAGGUGGAACCCCACACUGCCCAGGCAAGAGGCCUGACCCUGGACCUGGUGGGUACACGGCUAGACUCUGCCCCUUAAAGUGGGGGCCAGGGUGGGCUACAGUCUCCAGAGGGGCAGGGACUGGGGGCCGGACAUCUGGGCUCCCCAGUGGCAGGCGGUGGCGUCUGGAUCCCCCAGGAACACCGUGGGACGCAGCCGGUUGCCCGGGGUACUAGGGGCCAGAAAGCGGUACCCCGUGAACCGCCCAGGCAAGAGAGGAGGUGGGAGAUGGGGCGAGCCCCUUAACAAGGCCGGUGCCGGGGAUCGGGGGCAAAUGCCCGGCACAAGAGCUCAAAAUGGCGCCAGGCUCCUCCUCGGGAGGUGCGGAGGGCCACGCCCGUCGUCUGGGGCGGGGGAGGCGGCCUCCGCACCAGGCGACUGCGGUGGGAACGCUGCGGGCUGUGAAAUCAGGCUGGGAGAACGGGACCCACCCGCACCCACUGCUACCUCUUCGACUCCCAGCUGGGGCACAAACCCGGGUCCAGAUUCAGAGCCAGGGGCCUGGACACUGGGGCCCAGAAGGGCUCCAAGGCCCCCAGACCCGAGUGGGCUCCUCAUCAGGGGCUGCCAGCCCGGGGGGGGGGGGGGGCGGUGGGGUGGGUGGGCGCGCAUUUCCGCUCCGGGUCCAUCCUCGAUCCUGCCACCCCCGGCUCUGGACUGCUGGUCCCUGCGGACGCCCUACCAUCUGGCCCUGCCCUGUCUCCUCUCCUCCUUUAGUACCCGCCACCCCCGACAUCUGUUCCCCCUUCUGCUCUGGGGACCUUAGGACUGGAGGGGAAUGCGGGGGCUCUGAUUGCCGGACCCUGAGGCCUAGGAUGGCAGUGGAGGGUGGGGAGGGCAGAGGUUAUCAGAAAUGCAAGCACAGGGUCCUCCCAUCGCGAGCCCCAAGGGGAAACCAGGGGUCUGCCCUCCCAGCCCAGGCUUCCAGCCCCCAGGCAUCCCCGUCCCCAUCGGGUCCCUCAGCACAGCUCUUGGGGCUUUGAACCUGGGUGAGAAAGGGUUAAGAGCGGGUGGAGGCUAGGGCUGGGUGGCAGGGAGGCCUGGUUGUUUGGGUUGUUUGGUGAUAAUCCCCCUCCGUGCCCUGGGCGUGGAGAACACGGUUAGGGCCCCACGUGGGAAAGGGCCUCCACUCUGAUCCCAAUCCCCAUGGGCCUGGCCUCCUGCUUCUGCUCCCCGCCCCCUUCCGCCUCCCCGGUCAGGCCUGCGGGCCUGCCUGUGCUCCUCCUGCUUCACAGGUGUCUCUGAGCCCCCUGCCCACCUGUCUGUCUCAGCCCCCAGGCUCCCUGGGACCCGUUGCCCCCCACCCUGUGGACUCUGGUUGCCUCCUGGUCUCCCCUUGUGUCCGUCCUCUCUCCUCGCAGUUCCUUCUCCCUGCCUGGCCCUUGCCCUUCACUCACCUCUGCCCCCGCGACUCUGUCUUUGCCGUCUGUGCCUCUGUCGGCCCCUUUCUCCAUUUCUUUGCCACUAAGUCUUCAUCUUUCUCUAACUCCCCCUCCCCUGCCCACCCGGCUCCUCCUUUCUCCCCCUUGCCCCCUCUUUGGGUUUCCCCAUCUGUCCCCCCUCCCUGCCUUCUCCCCAGGGCCCCCUGCCCCUCGACACUGACGGAUAGCUCUGGGGUGUUAAGCUACGGAUUAGUUCAGGCAAAAUUCUCGAUUUUGCUUGCGUUCUUUCCCCUUUGGGUUAUGUAAACAGUAAUUCUCCCCAGAUGGAACUAUUUUCCUCGCUCAGAAGCAGCCGGGAGGGGUCUGGGGCAGGGCUGGGGGUGGAAUGCUGGGGUUCCUCAGGGAGCCUGGGGAGCGGGCUGGAGGCUGACCCCCGAGGGCGGCCUGAGGCCCCCUGCCCAGACACUCGUCUCCUCUCCAGGUACUUGCCUCCGCCAGAACCAUGCCAGUGACCUUUGCCCUCUUGCUCCUCCUGAGCCAGGCCAGCGCAGACCCAUGCUACCAUCCAGGGGGCCGCCCCCGCUUCUGUCUCCCACCAGUGACCCAGCUGGCCAGCAUGGCUGCCUCCUGUCCCCAGGCUUGCAUCCCCUCCCCGGGGGCGGAUCUCGGCCCCCGGGCCACCUGCAAUGGCAGUCUGAUCCUGGCUUUGGGUGGCCCCUUCCUCCUGACGUCCGUCAGCCUGCGCUUCUGCACCCCAGGACCCCCAGCCCUGGUCCUGUCUGCCACCUGGGCCACCGGAGGGCCCUGGAGAUCACUGUGGCGCAGACCCGCCUGGCCGGGGGCCUUGGGAGGCCCCGAGACGGUGACCUUCCGAGCCCCACUGGGCCCUAAGGCCAGGGUGGUGGCCAGUCACCUCCGUGUGGAGCUCGGGGGCCAGGCAGGGCUGGCAGCAGCAGGAGUGAGAGGCCGCUGCCAGUGCCAUGGCCACGCAGCCCGCUGUGCUGCCCGUGACCGGCCGCCCCGCUGCCGCUGCCGCCACCACACCACCGGCCCAGGGUGUGAGAGCUGCCGCCCGUCCCACCGCGACUGGCCCUGGCGGCCUGCCACGCCCCGGCACCCUCACCCUUGCCUGCCCUGUUCCUGCAACCAGCACGCCCGACGCUGUAGGUUCAACUCUGAGCUGUUCAGGCUGUCGGGCGGCCGGAGUGGGGGUGUUUGUGAGCGGUGCCGCCACCACACAGCCGGGCGGCACUGCCACUACUGCCAGCCGGGGUUCUGGAGGGACCCUAGCCAGCCUAUCAACAGCCGCAAGGCCUGCAGGGCCUGCCAGUGCCAUCCUAUCGGGGCGACAGGUGGUACCUGCAACCAGACCAGUGGGCAGUGCUCCUGCAAGUUAGGGGUCACUGGCCUGACAUGCAGCCGCUGCGGUCCUGGCUACCAGCAGAGCCGCUCCCCAAGGAUGCCCUGCCAGCGAAUUCCAGAGGCAACCACCACCCUUGCUACAACCCCUCAUGCUUACAGCUCAGUGCUCCGUGCGCAGGUGCUGGCGUCCGAGGCGGCGGGCCCGGCGUGGCAGCGGCUGGCCGUGCGCGUCCUGGCUGUAUACAAGCAGCCAGCGUGGCCUGUGCGCCGCGGCGGCCAGGACGCCUGGGUGCCCCGCGCCGACCUGGCCUGUGGCUGCUUGCGCCUGCGGCCCGCCACCCACUACCUGCUGCUGGGCAGCGCGGCCGCCGGCCCCGACCCCGCGCGCCUCGUCCUCGACCGCCAUGGCCUCGCGCUGCCCUGGAGGCCACGCUGGGCCCGGCCGCUGCGGCGGCUGCAGCAGGAGGAGCACGCUGGGGGCUGCCACGGCCUGCGGCCUUCGACCCCGAGCCCUGAACCCAGGAUCUAGAGCCGGAGCCAGGCGGCCUCAAACUCCAAGGGAGGGACUGGAAGCAACCGCCAGAGGAGUCUUCUACCUCGACGGUGCGUCCCCCAGCAAGCCAAUCAGACGCCGCAGAGCCCCUGACGUCACUUGCAUGUGCCAGCACCGAGGAGGCAUGAGGGACUUUUAAAUAAAGGCGGCAAACCUCUUGGUCUCUGGCUAGGACACUCGACCUGUGACCUACGCAGCUAGUCCCCUCAAUAAAGUCUCAACUCUUGGGGAAAGUCGG
Molecule: messenger RNA, 3785 nt
Organism: Orcinus orca (killer whale)
Lineage: Eukaryota; Metazoa; Chordata; Mammalia; Artiodactyla; Delphinidae
Gene: NTN5
Product: netrin 5
Exons: 5
Coding region: 2135-3523 (462 amino acids)
Molecular function (GO): protein binding
Source: RefSeq, a predicted model, not a curated record